Doryrhamphus excisus (bluestripe pipefish) is the source of this 1963-nucleotide messenger RNA. NCBI's taxonomy places the organism in Eukaryota, Metazoa, Chordata, Actinopteri, Syngnathiformes, Syngnathidae. The record is from RefSeq and is a predicted model, not a curated record.
AUGGUGUGCCAGAGUACUGCCGAAGCGAUGUAUAAAUGUAUCUGUAGCACCCGGGAGACGGUCUGUUUUGCUGAGGCGUCACAGAAGGAAGAGUAGCGGAAGACGACAUGAUUUUAACAUUGUGGCCUAUACUGGACUAUAUAUUAAUCGUAUUUCACGGAUGGAUUUUGAUUGUUUCACCGUCGUUUCGGUUUGGAGUCGCACCACGUUGGAAAAACUGCUUAGUAUAAUUCAAUGUGAAGUUACCUCCAGUGGCGGCCAUUUUGUAAACCGUGAGACAGUUCCCUUCCAGCUAGGUGAAGUAACUCCCUGUGGCGGCCAUUUUGUAAACCAUGAGACAUUGGCCUUCCAGCCAGGUGAAGUAACAUAGAGCGGCGGCCAUUUUGUAAACCAUGAGACGUUGGCCUUCCAGCCAGGUGAAGUAAUGUCCAGUGGCGGCCAUUUUGUGAACCAUGAGACGUUGGCCUUCCAGCUAGGUGAAGUAACUCCCUGUGGUGGCCAUUUUGUAAACCAUGAGACGUUGACCUUCCAGCCAGGUGACGUAACAUCCUGCGGUGGCCAUUUUGUAAACCAUGAGACGUUGGCCUUCCAGCCAGCCAUGUCCUGUGGCGGCCAUGUUGUAACCAUCAGGUGGAGUUACGACUACGUACAUACGGUCAGAGAAAUGUAUAUGGAUGCCGCAUGGAGCGCUGAAUCAUAUGGUGAUGCCAUACUGGACGUGGGAAGAGCAAACUGAGAAGAUGCCUCAUUCAUGUUCUGCAUGGAAUUGUACCAACCGGUUUACAGUCCAAGCCAGAUCCAAUGGGAUUACCUUUCACAGGUUUCCCAAAAAUAAAGAACUGAGAAAGCGGUGGCAAACAGCUGCCAAACGGGAGGAGAUCUCGGCGAGUCCAUCAUUCAUGCUCUGCAGUGAACACUUCAGACCGGAGGACUUUGACAGGACAGGUCAGACGGUCCGGAUAAGAGAUGGGGCUGUUCCUUCAGUAUUCAGUUUCCCAGCUCAUCUCCGAAAGGGCCCAUCCUUACCUGUGGCAACCAGCGUGUCUCAGACCUCACAAAAGAUGGCAUGUAAAACUCCGCCACUGGACUCUUCCCAAUCUGUCCAGGAGACCAAGUCCCUGCCUAUACCCAGUGCUGACCACGCCUAUGCUCUGCCUUCAACACAUGAUCUGAGGGCCAGACUCAUGAAGGCCUUGGAUAGGGUGGAGAGACUGGAACGAGAGUUGAGGAACGUGAAGGACAGAGAGAGGAGGGCAAAGAACACCGUGAGUGGUCUUCUGGAGGACCUUAGGGUGAAGAAACUAAUAAAUGAAGAAUUGAAGGAGCAGCUUGAUAUAUACUCAGACCUUCCAACACAUCUCCUGUCAAAGCAGAGUCAUGAAUACACCAAAGACCAGAAGGAUUUUGCCAUCACUCUUCACUCACAUGGUCCGAAGGCAUACAGUUAUCUGAGAGAGACUCUCAAUAUCAACCUCCCACAUCCACAUACAUUGCAAAGAUGGAUGACCUCAAAAGAUGCUAAAGGCGAUGACGUGAUGCCGCAAGAUGCGUUGACGUGAAGACCAGAGGAAGACCCUUUUUUUUGUAUGGUGUCGCAUUCAGGAUACAAUUGGGAAUUGACAACCGCCAUUUUGUGCUGAUGUCACAGCUUAUUUCCCACAAAGUGAGCUGUGCAAGGUCAUCCACCUCGAAGGUGAAGUAACCUCCCGUGGUGGCCAUUUUGUAAAUGAUCAGAUGUUGGCCUUCCAACAAGGUGAACUAGCUUCCCGCAGUGGCCAUUUUGUAACCCAUCAGAUGUUGGCCUUCCAACCAGGUUAACCACCACCUCGAUGGCACCGAACUUCAAACUAAUAUUUGAUUUGUUGGCAUUUAACAACUUUUUUCAAUUUUAAAUAAAUUUCUAUUUUUGAUAUUUUAAAAAUUGAAUAAAAUUACUUGAACCCUGAUUGUUUGUUAUAUUUUA